Messenger RNA from Suillus subalutaceus, 472 nucleotides. RefSeq lists its product as uncharacterized. The annotation marks the transcript as partial. The record is from RefSeq and is a predicted model, not a curated record. Gene Ontology annotation, molecular function: protein binding. Lineage: Eukaryota; Fungi; Basidiomycota; Agaricomycetes; Boletales; Suillaceae. The transcript has a single exon.
GAGUGGUGGUAGGAAUGCUAGGACUAGCAGUUCGUCGUUCCCAGGUGGAGGAAACACGCUGGGUUCGGCGCCUACGCCACGUGCACCGACACGUCCCGCCGCUGCCCAGUCACGACACCCAGAUUCUGCUAUCGAGCUGAUCAUGGGACUUGGCGUAUCACGGGAGGUGGCGAUCAGCAUGUUAGAUGCGGCGGGUGGGAAUGUGGAUGCCGCUGCAAGUUUGUUGUUCUAAGUCCUAGGGUGGGCGGGAAUUCUUGCAAUGAUGAGGAGACAUUAAUAUUCUUGAAUGUUGGAAAAAUGUAUGAUGUGAUGGAUCAUAUCUACCGGUUCGUUUCGGCGAGAAGCAUCAAAGAGAACUUCGUGGCCCGGGAGAACUUCCAAUGCCCGUCGAACUUGAUUUAAGAUAAUUGGAAUCGGAAUAACAACGCUAGGAAUCGACGUUGUAUCAAUCAAAGCAUCGUGUUAACUUGUU